AUGAAUUUUAAAUUGGCAAUAGUGUUGAUGGCGUACUGCCUAUUUUGUAUUUUUAAUGGAGUUGAAAAUUCGUUUAUAAAAGCAAAAAAUAACGUGCCUAGAGUUGGCAGAAGUAAUGAAGAAAUUAAUCCAUUCGAUCAGGGAACUAUGGGAUACGUAAUCAAAACUAAUAAAAAUAUACCACGAAUGGGCAGAAGGAAUUAUGAUUCGGAAAACCGGUACGAUAUUCCCAAGUUUUAUCAAUUACCUACAGAAGGUUACAAAAUGUAUGAAGUGGAAGAACAGGAAUUUAAUGACAUACCAAUGGAAACAUACUCACCCAAACAAUUCGCCAACAUGAAACGAUAA
This is a messenger RNA of Arctia plantaginis, 348 nucleotides long. NCBI's taxonomy places the organism in Eukaryota, Metazoa, Arthropoda, Insecta, Lepidoptera, Erebidae. The record is from the annotation of a GenBank genome assembly.